CAGCACAGGCACUUUCUGUGGAGGUACUUCUGUCAAGCAUUCUGGUGCGUGAGUGAGGGAGUGAAGUUCUUUUGGUACGAUGUUCUUGAGAGAGUAGUUAUAGAGUCUUCUACAGUUAUAGAUUUAGUCUAAGGGUCUACUUCCACACACACCAGAGGAGGUUCUGACCUAGUCUUGGCUUGUAGACGAGAAGGUGGUGGUAAGAGGGACACACAAAAGAUGAAAACUCUGAUUUGAGAAGAAUACCUGUUGAAAAAAGAGUCUGCUCAUGGAGGUGUUAUGGCGGAGAGGUGAAUCUACGUCGUCGAUAAGAAUACCUGUUGAAAAAAGAGUCUGCUCAUGGAGGUGUUGAGAUGAACCACGUUUUUUUUGAGAGAACUUUUUGCAACUGCACUAGCGGAGAGAGAUGUUGAAGAUACGUCUUUGAUUGCCCUGGCGUAGAGGUGAGUCUACGUCCAUCAUCGUAGGUAUGACCCCUUGUCCACCAAACAUUUAAAAUUGUCCCCCAUUCUUGUGAAACCUGAAAUAUUGAUGCAGUAAGUAAUCGUCUUCGUGUUUUUUUUAAUGUCCCUCAGAAAUCGCGAAUUCUAAGAUGAUUUUCUGCCAGCUUCUCUAAUCAAAAAGAACUUCAACUUUCAAGAUAAUUUUCGAAAAAAAUAGAUCAAUCAAUCGUGGAUUCUCACUCGUUGUUGAAAAACUAAAGUGUUGUGUUUUGAAACCCCAAUAAUAUUCUUGUUGAAAUGUACCGAAUCAUGUUACACCUCAAUAUUCUGAUUUCUUCCUGUAUGAAAAUUGAUUGUCAACAUUCUUGUAAAAGUAUUCGUUUUGUUUAUUUCUCAAAAUCAUUGUGUCAAUAAUAUCGCACACACAGGAACUGCUUUUGGUAUUUUAAAGGUUGUUCUCUGAUUUUUCCGUUGAAAAUAUUAGUAUCUUCGUCCAGGAUCAACAGGACACUUUCGCUAGAGCACUACAUUUCCAACUUGUUGAAAUCCAAAAAAUUAUACCUCCAAAAAUACUAGGAACCAACAGCUUUUUAAGUUGUUGUUCUUUUUUUUGACAAUAAAUAAGGUUAUAAGUUUAGUAAAAACAAAGUCAGAAACCUCCAUAAGGACAAGAUGGCGACAAUCGACCGGCAGGCGUUUAUCACUGCCGACAGAAAGGGAGGCCUGUUGGAGUGGUACGAUGUGGAGACCAAGGCCAUGGGUACCGGAACCUACGGCUCAGUCGUCAAGGCUAUCGAAAAGAAGACCAAGACCGUGCGAGCAUGCAAGGCUAUGGCGCGUACCACUUAUAUUUUGCGUGUUUGACUUUAUUUCAAUUCCAGAGGAAGUAUGUUUGAUCAGGAAAUAUACAUCUGAAUCUGAACUCGGAAGUGAUAUGCAGGAAUCAAUCUCUAGUACUACAACUACUACCAGCUAAACCUCCAAUUUCGAUAUUGUCCUUACCUACCUACCUAUCUUCCUACCACCUUUUUCAGGAAAAAACAUCAAGAACGAGAACCGUUUCCGUGAGGAGAUCGCUUUGAUGAGGAAGCUUGAUCAUCCGAAUAUUAUUCGCUUGUUUGAGACGUUUGAGGAUCAUAAAAACAUCUACCUGAUUCUAGAGUUGUGCACUGGUGGCGAGCUCUUCGAUGCCAUCGUGAAUGCGGGUAAUAAGAUGUUUUUCCGUUUUAGUUUCCCCUGUGAUGGUUAGAUGUUACUAGCAUUUGAUGAUUUGGGUGGAUAAUGUCACUAGCCUUUGAUGAUUUGGGUGGAUAGAAGAUGCUUACAGACAACUAAAUCGUAAAAACCAAGCUCUUGACCGACUUACUGUUUUUAACUUACGUCAAUCACUACCGGACAAUCAAAGCAACAACGGACCACGCCCUCUACAACAGCGUCAUCUUCGUCUUCAAGGUCAUGGUUAUACUAGUGGCCUCUUCUACAUAGAAGUUGUACGAGUACUACAUAGAUGCUCAUAUAUAGAUUUAGACUGAAGAUUUUAUACAAGCGAGCUCGUAUAAAACUAGAUUAGUACUGAAGACGGUCUGCUAGUCUCUCUGUUGAUUACCGUCUAAGACUCUCAUUAUUAUCGACUUAGAUACUAUGUAAGUAGUUGUACGAGUACUACAUAGAUGCUCAUAUAUAGAUUUAGAUACUAAAUGUAAGUAGUCCAAAAAAUAACAACCAAAUCGUAAAAACCAAGGUUUCUUGACCGAGAAGGAUGGCGCUGUGUUGGUGAAACAAAUGCUUGCGGCUAUUUUCUACCUUCACGACAAUCACAUCAUGCAUCGAGAUUUGAAACCGGAGAACUUUCUGUUCUAUUAAGGCUGUACCUAAUACAUCUUUGGACGCAUCCUUGAAACGUAUGGAGGAGUAUCCUAAGGGAAUACUCCUCCAUACUUUUCAAGGAUGCACUUGAAAGAUGAAUUACGGACAGCUCUAAUUCUACAACAAGGAAGCCGGAGCGCCCUUGAAAGUCAUCGAUUUUGGUCUGGGUGCCAAAUUCAACAAGGGAGACCGAAUGGCAACCAAGGCAGGUACACUACAGGGACGAUCUAAGUAGUUUAAUACUUGUUUUCAAUCAAUCAUGUUCAUGUAAGAAGUUACAUUAAAUAGACCACACUUCUUGUUAAACUUUCAAUGGUCAUGACCACACUUGUCAAACAGUUUCACCACCACGCGCACCUGCACGUUCACCCCUUCAAAUUCUCACGAGACAUGAAGACAUGAUACAGCAGGAUAUCUAUUGCACGUAAGUCCCCGUCCCGUCCCCCUUUACCUCAGGAAUAGGCACAUCAAUCACUCAAUCUUCACCUUGGUCUGCAGCAAUCUGGCACAGCAACAUGAAACAGAAGGCACAGCCAAACAUCAGCAAAUUUAGCAAAAGGUCCACCAACAGCAACAUACUGCAUCUUCACCAAAUAACAAAUAACGUCCACCAACAGCAACAUACUACAUCAACAACAACAUCAAAUAAAGGUACACCGUAUUACGUUGCUCCCCAAGUCCUGAAGGGAGAUUACAACGAAAAGUGCGACAUCUGGAGUAUUGGUGUCAUUACCUUUAUCCUCCUCUCCGGGUACCCGCCAUUCUACGGCGAAAAGGACAGCGAAAUUCUCGCGAAGGUACCUUGACAGAUCUUUUUGAAUUUGAAUUUGGAUAAUUAUGCCAAGAACAAGAUUUUGAAUAGUGCGGGAAUAGUACAUUAAGAAGUGCGGGUUAAGAGCAAUAUUCCCAAAUAUAAAGAUAAGGGAAAUUUAGACUUUCGGUAUUUUGUUGAAAAAAGGAUAGAAUGGAAUACGCAUCGCUCUCUUAAUGCAGGUCCGCAAGGGUGCAUUUUCUUUCCCAACUGAGGCUGAGGAUGGCGUCGAGUUCAGUUCCGGCAUCAAGGAUCUGAUCACAAAAAUGCUUGCGUUCCAGGAGGACGACAGGGUAUAAGUCUUUUGUUUUUUGUUAGGAAGAUCGUUCCUUGAAUUCUAAGGCUCUCGAGAUUGUUCCAGCUGGACUUGCUCAUGAUCAACAAUCACUUACGUCUGGGUUACAACAUCCAGGAGCAUCAGGCUAAUUUUUUUCCUGGUUGUAUAGGCUGCUCUAAUAGUACUAGAGUACCUGAGACUUAUACCUGAGACUUUAAUAGUUGUAGACCUCCAUUCAUUUCAAGAUCUACAUAUUAAAUGUGCUAGUUUCUAGCGAUUCCCUUUUCCCUCACGUUAUCCCUCCCACUACCUCCCUCCCAUUACCUUCCUCCCAUUACCUUCCUCCCAUUACCUCCCACACCCCACAGCCAUCCGCCCAAGCCUGCUUGGAGCACAAGUGGUUCGCUGCUAUGGCUAACGCCGAAAGCCACGAAAAGGUCUCCACCAAGGCUAUCUCCAACCUGAAGUCAUGGCACGGAACUCAGAGGAUAAAGAAAAUCGCACUUACCGCUAUCGCCACUAGUUUGACCGAGGCAGAGAUCGGCAGUCUCAAGGAAACUUUCCAACUUUUGGACAACAACGGUGAUGGAACUCUCACGCUCGAGGAAAUCAAGUACUCCUACUUGAUAUUUGAUCGAUAUAAGUUUUCAAAGCAUUAUAUAUACUGUAUCUUUUUCUUGAAUAAAUCUAUCCCCAAUGAAUUUCAAAAUAUGCGAUUUCAGGCUUGUUCCCCGUUCCUUUGUUCGAUUGUUUUUUUUUUUCUCCGAAAAUUGUCAAAACUCAUCUCAAUCCUUGUCCACACUCCUCAUUGCACUGUGAAAAUAACUCAUCUUAUACUAUAAACCCAUCUCAAGAAUGAUCCUUCUUCAAAGACAAUCCCCCUCUACCAAUUCGCCUAAACAGGGCUGGUUGCAAGCAGCAUUCAGUUUCGCUGCCAUCGAACUUUGACGAGGUUUUUCUGUCCAUCGACAGUGAUGGCAGCGGACGCAUCGAUUACACGGAGUUCAUAGCUGCGACUAUGGAGACCAAUUUGAGUCAUCGUGACGACCUCCUCUGGGCUGCCUUUCGGGUACGAUAUAAACUACUCUUGAAUUGAUAAGAAUUUAUUACCUUCGUCUACAACGGCACCGACUUUACUCAGGUCACCUGCCUCGGUGCAUGUCGUCGACUUUACUCAGGUCACGUAUACAUCCUCAGAGUCGAGCCAGGUGCCGGGGGGCUUCGAUGUGCAGGAUUCACAACCUAGCCUAACCUUCUGAUCGAUGACCCAAUAAGACGCUAAUUAUCCCUGACUUAUUAGAUAUUAUUACCUCAAGAACUACUGUCAGAAUAAGACUCUUCAUCUUUGAGAUUACACUGAGUUUUUUGAUAUUCUAAGGUCCUCUACCUGCUUAUUACCUCAUAACUUCAUUUUUUUUCUUUCAUCUCAAGUACGGGGUUAGUCUAAUGUUGUCACUCUCAACAUCAUAACAUCUCUCUCUCUCAUCAACAGCUUUCAUCUCCUUCUUGUUCUAUUAAGUCCUGCGAACGACCUCUUGCUAGGUAAAUGAAUGAAUGAAUAUUACUAGGUAUUCGACGUGGAUAAUGAUGGUAAGAUUACCGUUGACGAGCUUGCCCGCGUGAUGAAGGGGGACGAGAUGCAGACUUCACUCCCCAAGGCAGAGCUGCAGAAGAUCGCAAACUUGAUGGUCGAGUACGACACCAACAAGGAUGGCUGCAUCGACUUCGAUGAGUUCAGGGAAAUGAUGCGUGACAAGUAG
Amoebophrya sp. A25 is the source of this 5157-nucleotide messenger RNA. The record is from the annotation of a GenBank genome assembly. Lineage: Eukaryota; Dinophyceae; Syndiniales; Amoebophryaceae.